GCCGAGCGACGACGUUCCGCCGGCGGCUCUCGGGAGCCUGGCACGACCCUUCCCGUCCUUGUCUCCGCUCGUCCCGGCAGCCCUAUCCCGAGGGGACGGGGAGGGGGAGAGAACCAGCCUCCUCUGGUCAUCCCCAAGGAGCUCGGUCACCCUGGCACGAAGGCGAUGAGGGAAAAGCAACACCUUGGCCACCCCUAGGGCGACAUCGGGAAUGCCACCAGCGUUACACCUGAUGAACCGUGGAAGAUCCUCAUUAACCCAACGUGGUGGGAUGCUCCUGCACAUACCUCUCGCUUUACCUCUGGCCAUUCACGUUCUCACGGAUUUAGAGACUCGAGUUGAGUUUUAAACGCAGGGUUGGGGUGGGGUUUUUUUUGCCAUAGCCUAACAGGACAGCAUCUGUCUUGGCUAAGCCAGGAGAAGUAAUCCAGCCUGCAUGGACAGGGCAACAUUUGCCUGUUCCACUGCCUUUUUCCGUGACUGCAGCAGUUCAUCUCAGGGUGCACUCUGCCUCCCCGGAGGACACGUGGACUUUAUUGAGAGAGUGGAUUCCUUCACUUACUCAGACUUUUUCCGGGACUAUUUGAUUCCCAACCAGCCCUGUAUUUUCUCAGCCAAGUUCACUGAAGACUGGGGAAGUAGGAGAAAUUGGGUUACUUGGGAUGGGAAGCCUAACUUUGAGCACCUGCUGCAAAAGUUUGGAGAGGCUGUAGUGCCUGUUGCCAACUGUGAUGUCAAGGAGUACAAUUCCAACCCAAAGGAGCAGCUGCCCUUCAAGGAGUACAUCAAGUACUGGAAAGAGUACAUUAAAAACGGGUACCACUCCUCCCGAGGGUGCCUGUACCUGAAGGACUGGCACCUGAGCAGAGCUUUCCCUGAGCAAGAUGUUUAUACAACCCCAGUGUACUUCUCAUCUGACUGGCUGAAUGAGUACUGGGAUGCCAUUGCUGUGGAUGAUUACCGCUUCGUCUACAUGGGACCUAAAGGCUCGUGGACUCCGUUCCACGCUGAUGUCUUCCGCUCCUAUAGCUGGUCAGCCAAUAUAUGUGGGAGAAAGAAGUGGCUGCUGUACCCUGCAGGGCAGGAGGACUACCUAAAAGACCUCCAUGGCAACUUGCCCUUUGAUGUGACUGCACCUGGCCUUCAGGACAGGAGUGUUUACCCUCGCUACAACCAAAGCCAGCCCCCUGUGGAAAUAGUGCAGGAGGCAGGGGAGAUAGUGUUCAUCCCCAGUGGAUGGCAUCACCAGGUUUACAAUCUGGAGGACACCAUUUCCAUCAACCACAACUGGGUGAAUGGCUGCAACGUGGCUAUCAUGUGGUGCUUCCUGCAGGAUGAAUUAGCAGCUGUCCAGAGGGAAAUCAAUGAGUGGAAGGACCCUAUGGAUGAUUGGCACCUACAAUGCCAGCUGAUCAUGAAGUCCUGCACAGGGAUAGACUACAAGGAGUUCUACAACUUCCUCAAAGUGAUUGCAGAGAACAGGAUUUCUGUCUUGGAAAAGGGCCUGGAUGAGGAAGCUUCAGCAAAGAACACUCCCAAAGCUGCCAUCUCCACCUUGGGCAUGCUGCAUGCUGUGUUUGAUUUAAAGAGGGCUGUGAAGGUGUUAACAUCACUGAGUGCUAAUGAAGAUUUCAAGAAGCUAGACCUGACAUCACUUUCUCCACCUCCUGAGGCACUGCUCCACCACUUGAAAGCAGCAAUAGAUACAGCCCUGCUCUGACUUCCCAUUUAUCCAGGCCUUUGGGAAAUGAGCCUCUUGCAAGAGGGCUGUUUGGAGGAAAGAAACAGGCUCCUCCCUGUUUCACAGCUGUUGCAGUUUAAGGACAAAAAACCUUAAGGUAGAGUGUGGGGAGAGAGAGUACAUUCAUCACAAGGCUGAAUCCUUCAGUGGACAGCAUUUGAGUGGCUGGAGUGAUUGGGCAGGAAAAGAACCCCAGAUCAUUGUACCACAAGCCCUGCUGCAAUGCAGGGAAGGGGAAGAGAAAGUGGAUCAAGCUUAGGUCUCAGGGCUUAAACCAGGGAGAUCUGCACCACAUUCCCUCUGCUUCUGAGGCAGCAAACUGUACUGCAGGCUCCAGCAGCUGAGCUCUGCUUUCUCUGGUCAUACCUGCAUUGCUCUAAGACCUGUCCUGCCUCCUUGUGCAGCUCAGCCUUUCUUACUCUUGUGGUCUGGGGUUUGUUGUUAAACAGCAGAGAACCUUAGGGAGCUUCCCUUGAGGCCUGAAGCUGCUUCUGCACCUGUAGCCUGGAUGUGGAAGAGCUCCCUGCCCUAUUUUCCUGUAGUGUGGCACCUUCUCUAAAGCUGAAAGGCUUUGGGUAGUCAGCUUUCAUCCUGCCCCAGGGGGCUGCAGGCUUCAAUUUAACACAGCAGGAAGAGCAAAUCUCUCUCUGAUGAUUUAAGCAUGUGAUCCACCCAAGCUCAAAAGGAGGAACUGGAAUGUACUCUCACAUUUCCACACCCUAUUUCAAGGUACAGUAUUUUAUCAAGCAGGGCUUUGAUUCAUCAGGGAAGCUAGUGAGUAGCCUCACCUCCUAAAAAAAGCCAUGCUGUUAACACACCAAACAGCACUACUGCAUGGUUAGCACAGCACAAGUUGCAACCUGAAUGCUACACCUUAGGGCUAGAAGAGUUAUUUCCAGUGAAACAUCCCUUUUACUGGCUGUUAGUGGGUAGUGAGAAAAGCCUAGAAGCACACAAAUGGCUGCACACUGUUAACCUUCCUUGCCCCUUUUAGGGCUCACUUGAAUUACCACUCAAGAACUUGCUCAGUUUUCAACCAGAUGAUCAGUAAAGAGCAACUAAUAACCCUGUGUUUAGGAAGUGCAAUAGUAGGAACCUUCAGUUCAGCUGGAAGUUCACCCUGUUUUCUAGAGCACCCUGUGGAGUUGGUAGGUGCAUUGCAUUUGGCAUGUCCCUCUUUGCUGGUAAGUUCUGCAUUUGGGCUGAGGAAAUGAUACCUGCAGUUAAAAUCCAUACACCAGAGCAUGGGAGAAUGAAGUGUGGGGCAAAACAGACUUUGGGGCUUCACCUCAGUGAUUCAACCUUCUGGCAGGGUGUUUCUUUAGAUUGGAAGAGUGCCAGUUCUAAGCAGCUCUGGAAUGAAAAGCUCACAGCUGUUAUUUGUGGCUGUUUGUGUUCAAGACAGGCAGCUGGAGCUUUCUUCCUUAUAGAAUGAGGCAGAACAGGGUAAGGUGACAUUGCUUUGAGGUGAGGAGCAAUGGUUUCAUGUUGACAAUCAGUGUAGUGGGAGGAGAGGAGGUGGUUUUGGUUCCCCAGCCUCACUGCAUGCUGUGCAGCUGGUAUUGGCACCCACCACUCCCAACACUGCACUUCUCCAGAGGCUUUUGCUUAGUUGAACACAGCACUUUUCAUUUGCAGCCCCACAAAGCUGGAACUGCUUGGCUUUGUGUGAAACCAGCAAAAGCACAAGGCUGGCUCUUCCACCUGAGAAGCCAGGAUGAGUUUAGACACUGGACUUGUCCAUCAGCUUGGGACAGAUGCCAUGAGUCUGCUGUGAUGCAAAAAGCCAGGCAGCACUUCUCAGGGAAGAGGCAUCAUUCCUGCACUUGGUUCCUUUCCUCUGGGGAAUACAGUUGAGGAGAGAAGGUGGGUUGAAAGAGGAGGGUGGCUAAAGGGGUGCUCACUCUCACUGCUUCACCCCAUCUGUGUCUGCAGCACAGCAUCUUCAGCCCUGAAGGUGUGCAAGAGCCCUCCUUCAGAGCCUCCUGAGGCUUUAAUGUGAGACAAUGGGGGUUAAAAACCCAGCUUAAUUGCAGGAAGUGAUCUUAAACCUUGUCCCUGAGUCAUCAGGGCACAGGAGCACAGCAAUUCAGUUGUACUGAGUCAGUCUCUUACCUGGGGAAACUCCUUUGUGGUUCAGCUUCUCCAUUCCCAUGGCAGAGGCAGGAAAGGAGCCACAUCAACCUCUGAAGUUAAAAGAGGGGGGAAAGCAAAUGCCCAGAUGCCUAAAGACAGCAACAAGGUUGGAACUGAGAAGUGUGGAAGCCUGGAAUGUCUCUUAAAAACUCAACAGCUUUAUUUAAAUACAAAGUUACUGCCAGACAUCCAUCAGGAUCAUCUCAUACCAAUCUAGUAACUGUUGUGAUCAGUGUUGUACUGUUUAUUAAAGCAUAAUACUUGGUGAGAAA
Colius striatus (speckled mousebird) is the source of this 4149-nucleotide messenger RNA. RefSeq names its product jumonji domain containing 4 (gene JMJD4). The coding region runs from base 437 to 1720 and encodes 427 amino acids. Gene Ontology annotation, molecular function: sequence-specific DNA binding; histone H4R3 demethylase activity. The transcript is spliced from 7 exons. The record is from RefSeq and is a predicted model, not a curated record. Gene Ontology annotation, cellular component: nucleus; cytoplasm. Gene Ontology annotation, biological process: negative regulation of gene expression; positive regulation of translational termination; protein hydroxylation. NCBI's taxonomy places the organism in Eukaryota, Metazoa, Chordata, Aves, Coliiformes, Coliidae.